This is a messenger RNA of Drosophila busckii, 3170 nucleotides long. RefSeq names its product lon protease homolog, mitochondrial (gene Lon). Gene Ontology annotation, molecular function: ATP-dependent peptidase activity; serine-type endopeptidase activity; single-stranded DNA binding. Gene Ontology annotation, biological process: chaperone-mediated protein complex assembly; protein catabolic process; mitochondrion organization. The record is from RefSeq and is a predicted model, not a curated record. The transcript is spliced from 9 exons. NCBI's taxonomy places the organism in Eukaryota, Metazoa, Arthropoda, Insecta, Diptera, Drosophilidae. Gene Ontology annotation, cellular component: mitochondrial matrix. The coding region runs from base 88 to 3144 and encodes 1018 amino acids.
AUAAUCACCUUACACUUUCAAUUUUGUAGUUUCAACACUUGUUCUUGAAUAAAUUACCAACUGUUUGUGUUCACGAAUUGCCAAAAAAUGCUUUCACGAGCCGUACGUAUGCGGUCGUCCAUGAUGCGCGGCUUGGCAACAGUCGCUGCGUGCACCCGAAAUCGACAAGCUCAAAGCUCUAUGCUUGAGUAUUUUAACGAGGUGCGACUGCUGCGCUACAACAGAGCAGCAACGCUUAUGCAGACACAGCGUUACUUCAGUCGGAAACGUGGAGAUGAAGAAGAUAUGAUGGCCGACGCAGAGCCAGAACUUCUAGGUGAUCAUCGCGAUUCGCAGCAGUUGCCGGCAACGGUUGCUGUGCCCGACGUUUGGCCUCACGUACCGAUGCUGGCGAUGCGUCGGAAUCCACUGUUUCCAAGAUUUAUGAAGAUUGUCGAGGUUUCCAAUCCGGUUAUAAUGGAUCUGCUGCGUCGCAAGGUGAAAUUAAAUCAGCCAUAUGUGGGUGUCUUUCUCAAGAAGAGUGAUGGCGAGGAGGAGAUUAUACAUAAGCUGGACGAUGUCUACUCCAUAGGUACCUUUGCACAAAUUCAGGAACUGCAGGACUUGGGCGAUAAGCUGCGCAUGGUUGUGGUAGCCCAUAGACGCAUACGCAUCACUGGCCAAGUGGUUGAAGAGGUGCAGCCGCCAGCAAAACCAGUGAAAAUGACAACUUUGCAUUAUCCACUAUUUAAUAUAAAAUUACGCAUCCCAGCUGAAGAUCAGACUAAUGCCGGCGCUGAUGAUGCUGCAACCGCACCUCGCAGUGCGCGGAAAGCACGCGGCCGUAUACCAAGAAGACAGACUGCCAAGGUAAGAGACGCAGCCGCUGCCGAGGAGCUGGCGCAGCAACAAACGUUGGAAGCACCGUUGCCCAGCGGACGUGUGGAGUCCACUACCAAGCCUGUGCCGCCUACGGAGAAGACAGCCACAUCAGAGACUGCUGAGGAAGAGGCAAAUGCUACGCCAAGCCCACCACCAGUGCUAGUUGUGGAGGUGGAAAAUGUCAAACAACCCGCAUACAAACAAACCGAAGAGGUCAAAGCGCUAACACAGGAAAUCAUCAAAACCUUGCGCGAUAUCAUAACCAUGAAUCCUUUAUACAGAGAAAGCUUACAGCAGAUGCUGCAUCAAAAUCAACGCGUCGUUGACAAUCCUAUAUAUUUGUGUGAUCUGGGUGCGUCUCUGUCAGCUGGCGAGCCAGCCGAGUUGCAGAAAAUUCUGGAAGAAACUGAUAUUCCCCAGCGACUGUUGCUGUCACUUGCGUUGCUGAAGAAGGAACUAGAGCUGUCACGCUUGCAGCAGAAGAUUGGACGUGAAGUGGAAGAGAAAGUGAAGCAGCAACAUCGCAAAUAUAUUCUGCAGGAGCAGCUGAAGGUCAUUAAAAAGGAGCUGGGAAUAGAAAAGGACGACAAGGAUGCCAUUGGAGAAAAAUAUCGCGAAAAGCUGAAAGACAAAACGGUACCCGAAAGCAUCAAAACAGUAAUAGACGAGGAGCUGACAAAAUUGAACUUUUUGGAAAGUCACAGUUCCGAAUUCAAUGUAACGCGGAAUUAUUUGGACUGGCUUACCUCGCUACCUUGGGGCGUCAUUAGCCCGGAGAAUUUGUGUCUUGACAAGGCCACCGAAAUACUAAACAACGAUCAUUAUGGCAUGGAAGAUAUCAAAAAGCGUAUCUUAGAGUUUAUGGCUGUGAGCUCAUUAAGGGGCACCACACAGGGCAAAAUAUUGUGCUUCCACGGACCUCCUGGUGUAGGCAAGACUAGUAUAGCCAGAUCCAUAGCACGCGCACUAAACCGCGAGUAUUUCCGCUUCAGCGUGGGCGGUAUGACAGAUGUAGCCGAAAUCAAAGGCCAUCGCCGUACCUAUGUAGGCGCCAUGCCUGGCAAGCUUAUACAGUGCCUUAAGAAGACGAAAACGGAGAACCCACUGGUCCUUAUCGAUGAAGUGGACAAGAUUGGCAAGGGCUAUCAAGGUGAUCCAAGCUCAGCGCUAUUAGAAUUGCUGGAUCCUGAGCAAAAUGCCAAUUUUCUGGAUCACUACUUGGACGUGCCUGUGGACCUGUCGCGCGUGCUGUUCAUUUGCACGGCGAACGUGAUUGACACUAUACCUGAGCCGUUGCGUGAUCGCAUGGAGCUCAUUGAAAUGUCCGGCUAUGUGGCAGAAGAGAAAGUAGCUAUUGCACGUCAGUACCUAAUACCGCAGGCUAUGAAGGACUGUGGUCUGACCGAGAAGCAGGUCAACAUAACCGAGGAUGCGCUUAAUAUGCUCAUAAGAAGCUAUUGCCGAGAGUCUGGUGUGCGUAAUCUGCAGAAGCAAAUUGAGAAGGCUAUACGCAAGGUGGCGUUCCGUUUGGUGAAAAAGGAGGGCGAAGAAUUCGCUGUUAAUGCUGAAAAUCUCACGACGUUCCUAGGCAAACAAAUCUUCAGUUCCGAUCGAAUGUACAACAUAACGCCCGCUGGCGUGGUUAUGGGCUUGGCCUGGACCGCCAUGGGUGGCUCUGCUUUAUAUAUCGAAACCUCUAGGCGUCACAUACGCCCUGAGAAACCCGAAUCCAACGCGGGCACACUGCAUCUAACUGGUAAUCUGGGAGAUGUAAUGAAGGAGUCUGCGCAAAUAGCGCUCACAGUGGCGCGCAAUUUCCUCUACACAAACGACCCAAAGAACAAGUUCUUGGAGCAAGAACAUAUACACUUGCAUGUGCCUGAAGGCGCUACGCCUAAGGAUGGACCCAGUGCGGGAGUGACAAUCAUUACAGCUUUGGUUUCUUUGGCCACAGGCAAGCCAGUGCGCGCGGAUGUCGCCAUGACGGGUGAGGUGUCACUCAAAGGCAAAGUACUAACUGUGGGCGGCAUCAAGGAGAAGACCAUUGCUGCUCGUCGCAGCGGCGUUACCUGCCUUAUACUACCCGCUGACAACAAGAAGGACUUUGAGGAAUUACCCAGCUUUAUUACCGAUGGUCUGCAGGUGCAUUUUGCCAACGAAUAUGACGACGUCUACAAGAUUGCCUUUGCGGACAGUACAGUACAAUCAAGCAGCAGCAGUGAAGCUAAAGAAACGCAACAGAAGAUUGCCGGCAUUGCUGCGGCGCAGUCAGCUAGCACGUAGAUGUAGAGGCUAACUUUAGACUUACU